Molecule: messenger RNA, 6839 nt
Organism: Notothenia coriiceps (black rockcod)
Lineage: Eukaryota; Metazoa; Chordata; Actinopteri; Perciformes; Nototheniidae
Gene: homer1b
Product: homer scaffold protein 1b
Exons: 8
Coding region: 597-1805 (402 amino acids)
Biological process (GO): G protein-coupled glutamate receptor signaling pathway
Molecular function (GO): G protein-coupled glutamate receptor binding
Source: RefSeq, a predicted model, not a curated record
AGUUAAUGGUCAAAAAACAAAGAUGGCUUUUAUAUAAUCCCCAAAAAUAAACAGUGGGGUGAAUCCUAACUCUGUUAUGAGCGUCAUCCAGGGGUCAAUAAGAAUUAACUCAUCUUAAACCACAAUGGAGUUUUGAUCCAAGCCACAAUCAGAUUAAUGAUUCCACCACUUCUGUUUCAUAGUCUGCUCAUGUUUAGAUAUAUGCACAUGCAUUAUGUGUGUCUAUGUGGAAACUGUAGUUCAGUGGGGUGUGUCUCUCUUGGUUAACCGUGGCCUACUGUCUAUAUUUAGCAUUAAACCCUCUCCUUUCCCCUUCUGUGCUCCCCUGUGUGACCCUCACUCAGUGCUGCAGGCAUUUCCAUAUCAGAGCACGGAGAGACGGAGCUGACUUACAGGAAGUGAAAGACAGAGAGUUUGUGUUAGCUGUUUGAGUUUAAUGUAUUGAUUUACAAGUAGAGCGACAAUGUACGAGAGGAAGAGUAGACUUUAGGGUUAUGCGGGAACUCUGCUGUAGGUUGACAGCAGCUUGUUAUCCAGGUGUAGACAAUGUGUAUAUGUAGUAGUCUUUUGGCAGCCUCCCUUUCUGUGGCGUAACGAUGGAGGAUGGCGAGUUGGUCAUUCGUGUGCCAGGGCGGUCUGAGUCCAGCAGGAGUUGCGCUGCUGGCGGUGGGUUUGGGGAGACGUUGGUGUUGCAGCACAAAGAGGUUCACCACUUCUUCUUCGUCCCAUUCAGGGAGCAGCCCAUCUACAGCACGAGGGCCCACGUCUUCCAGAUUGACCCCAACACCAAGAAGAACUGGCUGCCCACCAGCAAGCACGCCGUCACCGUCUCGUACUUCUACGACAGUACGCGCAAUGUCUACCGCAUCAUCAGCCUGGAUGGCACCAAGGCAAUAAUCAACAGCACCAUCAGUCCCAACAUGACGUUCACAAAGACCUCACAGAAGUUUGGCCAGUGGGCGGACAGUCGAGCCAACACGGUGUACGGCCUGGGAUUCUCCACCGAGCAUCAUCUAGCCAAGUUUGCAGAGAAGUUCGGGGAGUAUAAAGAAGCGGCGCGGCUCGCUAAAGAGAAGAGUCAAGAGAAGAUGGAUAUGGCCAUGUCUCCCUCUCAGGAGUCUCCAGGAGGCGAGCUCUCGUCACCUUUGACCCCGGUGACCCCGCCCAUGGAAACCAUCAACGGCACAGAUGACCUCUGCGACUCGACUCCAAACUCAGACUCCCGUCCAGAGCCGUCUCAGAACGCCCUGGCCUUCGCACACAGCCCCGUCAUGACAAAACACUGGGAGGCUGAGCUGGAGGCACUAAAGGGAAACAAUGCCAAGCUAACGGCAGCUCUUCUGGAGUCCACAGCCAACGUCAAACAGUGGAAACAACAGCUGGCUGCCUACCAGGAGGAGGCCGAGAGACUACACAAACGGGUGACAGAGCUCGAGUGCCAGAGCAACCAAGCCCCAGUGAUCAAAUCCCAGAAGACUGAACUCAACCAAACCAUAGAGGAGCUGGAGAACACGCUAAGGGAUAAAGAAGAGGAAAUGGAAAGGUUGAAAGAGGAAUUGGAAAACAUGAAUGACCUAAUGGAGCAAAAAGACACCCUAACCCAGAAACUUGAGGAGACAGAGCUGCGCAGCCGGGUGCUGGAGGAGCAGCUGUCGGGGGCCGAGCAGCGGCUGGAGGAGAACCAGGAGGAGCAGGAGAGCUUCAGGAAGAGCCUGCGGACGAUGCUGGAGCUGCUGGACGGGAAGAUCUUUGAGCUGACGGAGCUCAGAGACACCUUGGCCCGGCUCAUAGAGGAGGCCAGCUAGAGGCGGAGCUGCCUCAUCUCCACAGACAGAGCCAUAUGAUAAUUUAAACCCCCAUCUCACCCACGCAGAUUCUACCCACAAUGCCCCAACUUCCUCCUUACCCCGCACACAUCCAAACUGAGACACCACACUGCCCCAAUUCUGAUUCUGAUCAAACAGGGCAGCUAAUCCCCAGAUUUACCUUGCAGGCAUCAACUCCAUGCCACCGCAGGCACUCCUGUAGUUCAUGACACAACACAGGGACUACCUCGUCCUGCCUUCUGAUUGGCUGGUGUAGGCGUGACCUUGGUUGUAUUGAUCUCUUUGGAUGCCUGUCUUGGCAUUCAGCAACUUCCCCCUAAACCCACCCACACACUUUCAAAAAGGAGUGAAACUAAAGAUCUGUGCCUCAGUGCCAUCUGCUGUUUGACCGGGAGAGCAGCAUCACAGCUUGCAGCAUCUCACACACACACACACACACACACACACACACACACACACACACACACACACACACACACACACACACACAAGCCCCUUUCCUUCCUCUCUAAACUGCCCCCCCAAGGGGAAUGUUGAACUUCAUGUGGAAAUAAUUGCUGUUAAGACUCAGAGAACUGCGCCAAAGCUGCCAAAUCCCCCCAAAAUAUUGUCCUCUUAACUCGCAGAUGCUUUGAUUCCAAAGUGACUUACUGUACAGAGAAGUGCUGAACAGAGAAACAGAGAGUUGGAGCUCGGGCUGCCAGCGGAGCAUCAAUGGAAACAGAGAAUUAAAGGACGGCUCUCAACAAAGUCGUCAGUCUUACCUAUUGGCCAGGACACACAGGGCUGCUGGGAAAUGAAGUUUGGUCUACUAACCUGCAAUGACAGCUGUAUAUCCACACCCUAUUUAAAAACCCCACAUGAUAGAUGGUUAUUGGAUCUUCCAGAGGCAUUGCUUAUGCCACACAGAAAUUUUAGAGGGCUUGCACCCAUGUUACAUUAGAGAAAUUAUUGUAUCCAGACUGCUUCCACCGUUACACCUGACCUGUCUUCCUGCCAAACUCAGUGUGGUGUGUGUUCCCCAACAAGGCCUGACCUUCGACAUAACGUGUGCCUUCAAAGCACAUAUGCGUGGACACAUGUUUGUAUAUAAUAUGUGUGUGUGAUUUGUGCUGUGAGAGAAAGGCCCUGUUUUUUGGACAUCAAGGCACACACACACACAACACACACACACAACACACACACACACACACUGAGCAAUACCAGACAGGCUCUUUAUGACACCUCUAUCUAACUCUAUCAGGUACUCUACUCAGUGGACUCAUGCAGAUAGGUCAAAACGCAGCUCAGCUGAUCCCCCCUGUCCGACAGAAAGUGAACUACUGUUGACCGCGAUCCUGUGUGGCAGCCCUGUCUGGUCGAAGACGACAUCGUGAAGGGCUUACAGAGUGUCAUCCACGUGUUCCUAAAUCUCCACCCUCAGUGAAGCUGGCCACAGAUUUUCACUCCUCACGGGUGAAUAUAGAACUGUACUCAGUUUCUAUCCUUUUUUUUUUACACAGGAUAUAUAACACUGAUGAUAUAAUACAACUGCAUAAGACAACUUUCUACUCAUGACAUUGUAAAUGAAUGGAUGGAUAACUCAAAUGCAGUAACGCCCUGCAACGGCUUAUUGUUGUGUAUUAACCCACGGAAAAGUAUUGCUUAGUUACUAUUAUAGAGUAUCCAGUAUGUAGGUAAACAAUGAAACCUCUUCAAUAUAUUUUUUAAAUGCAUACAACACAAUGUAAACACAUAGUGUACCAAAACUUCUGAAGCAGCUCCUGUACCGGUAAAAUCCAAAACUGCAUCUUUAAAUCGCUUUCUUCAAAAAUCAUUUCUAAAAAGCUAUAUUCUCACAUGAAAUGCUGCUUAUGGUAUUUUUUAAUUGAGCACCCUGUUUGCACUAUGUUAUUACACUGUUGUAACUACAUUAUAUAUCAAGAGAUUUGCAUUAAAUACUAGCACAGCAUAAUUCUGUACUUCAAAUAUAGUAAGUAGUUACACAGGUUAAUACACUGGAAUAAGACCCAUGUAAAGGAAGUUACCCAUUUUUCUUUCUUUUGGUUAAACUUUGACAGUCGAAUGACCGAGAUGGAAAACCUUGAUAUUAAUGCUAUUGUUAAUGAAUGCCUUUGUACAGUAGUGGAUAAGAAGCUUUUCAUUCUCCUGUUUUGUAACUUAUGGUAUUUAAAUGUAGGUAUUAUUAUUGUAUUUAGAGGUAUGAGAAGACUGGCAAUAUUUUUGACUAUUUAAAGUAAUUUUGAACUCAUGAUAUUAAAGAGGUACCUCAGGCUAAUGAUGUUUGCAGAUUGGUGAGACUCGUGUGUUUGCAGGUGAAAGGAUUUACCAAAUGUUGGUGACAAGCAGAGACACCUGUUGGUGCUUCAGCCAAAUGUAAUCCUUUGUUGGGUUCGAACAAAGAAAGCCCUACCAGGUCUCUGUGAAUGAGAAAUGUUUUAUAUUCAAAUACAGUGACAGCAGAAUUCAGUUUUUGCACAUCGCUUUUGUUCAGUUGUUGCUUUUUUAACAAAGACAAUAUUUACCAAAUCAUUAAACAAUGAAACAGACAAUCUAAUAAUUUGCUUUACAAGGUUUUAUUCAAAUGCAGGGGCAAGGCUGUGAAUAACAAUACAAAAGAAAGGUUUGAUUCAUGAAAACGAUAGGACUAAAGGCUGAGAGAUAUUCCUGGAAUAGUAUGUUUACAUGCUACUGUGUUAAAACAACUGCAACUUUAACACAUCCAUUAUUUUUAGGCAAUUCAUCUGAACCCAUUAUCCCCCAUUCACUUGUUUAAUUUUUCUCUUUUUUGAUAUUGCACUUGUCAAGUGUCUGACUGCCUUAUUCAGACAGCGGGUCAUAUUGUCAGCAUGUGUCCCGUCUGCAUAGGAAACUCAGAAGCAAACACACAUUUGGCUGGAAAUCUUUCUGAAACAAUAAAAACAGGAUAAAAAUGAAGCCAUAGAAUGAAAUGUAAAAUUACAGUUUGCUGAAAAACACGUGUUGAGGUUAUUUAUAGACAAAGAUCAGUGUUAAACAUCAGUACGGUGAUGGAUAGGUGAUUCACGGCAAACGUGUCACAUGCUGAGCCCAGUUUCCCAAAAGUGUAAAGCACAUUGUUACUGAUUGUUUAGUGAAGCAGCUUAAACCUUUGCGCUAACAUAGUUUGGGAAACGGCCCCGGUCGAUAAAAGUCACAUCAAGUCAGGUGAAGUGUAGGCUAAGCUUAAUUUAAUAGUUAGGGUUAGUUCUGUCUCAUGCUACAUGAUGGUAGCACCAUGAACGAGCAGAAGAAGAGAUGUGCCUCAGGUUAGCUCUGCCAGGAAAAUAAAAGACUCCUCGACAUUGAACUAUUUUCAAGCUGCAUGAAGUGACACAUACUUGCAAGUCGCUUUUUUCUACAUUGGCGCCUGCUCUCAACACAAGAACAAGAGCAAAAGCACAAAUGAAAGCUGUUUGACACAGUGCAUGCUGACAGUGUUUCAGACUAAGAGCUUAGUCGAUGAAUUCACAUGGCUUUGCUUCUUCUUGAUGUUAGCGUGAAUUCCUCUGAAGUAUCCCAUGGUCCUCUCUUACCGACCUUCCAUGACUUCUAUACAUGUUGUUCAGUGGUUUAAAACAUCUACUACAGACACAAUGUUUCACCAGUGAUUAUAAAACAAGUUGUUACUGUACAUAAAAAGUGAUACAUAAUUCAUACUAUAUAUAUCAUGAAAGUGCUGAAAACUUAUUUUAAGGAAAGAAAAAAGUAGAAGUAAAAGCUGUAAAAUCACUUGGCCAGUAAAACGUGUGUGCACAUGUUGGCUGUUAGUGAGUGAGUACAUGCGUGCAUGAGCAUGUUUUCACUUCCAGCUCUGUGAGUAACAGGCCUCCUACUGUGUGCUUCUGCCCACUGAGUGCAGAGAAAAUAAAUUAGAAGAGAGAAAGUGAAUAAGAUGGUAGGCGAAACCACAUCCAUCACAGCUGCCUGCUCCACAGCCCACAGUGACUCCCCGCAGAGAGAACCCAGCCUCCCCCAGACCAUCCAUCAUUCAAACAAGUGCAAACGGUUUCUCAGCUCUGCCGUGACUAUCCCACAUACUAAGUUCGCAAACCACCAACCCACGUCCGCCCUCACUUUACAACAAUGACUGACACUAAGCACGACCUCCACCUCGCUAACUCUGCAGGGGACCCUUCAACCGGUCCCCUCCCACGCUAGGUGACCAGCUUCUGCUCAAAAACGUUGGUAGUUUCAGCACCAAAUGAUGAACCUCCAUAUCUCCCACCAGCCUGGCCGCAUGCUGCAGUGGAACAGAUGGGUCGAUAUAUAUUCCCUCACCCAGAGAUGGGCUGAGAAUUGGGGGUAGUGAAGGUCGGAAGAGGACAGAAGCGGGGGUGGGGAUCGGAAAUGGUGCGACGGACUAAAGGAUUUAUGGUCUUUGUGCAAUGUCAGAUUAGACGAGCAGCGGUCAUCAUACAGCCGGACACUAACACACCCACAUGUGACGAGGAAAAACCAACUGUGCAGAAUACAGUCGUGUGAUUCCUUCACGGUACACUGGUUUGGUAACAGUAGUAGAGAGUGUCAGCAGACGUGAUCGUGUAAUAGUUCACCAUCGACUCUUGUUUUCAAUCCCUCACAUGACACACAAAUAAUCAAACAUACCCUUUACAUAUUUGUGUGACAGUCAUUUCUAAUGCUAUGGGGCGUGUGGAAGAAAAUCAAACACCUCACAGCACUAUGAGGUUUUCACAAAUAACUACCAUUGCAUUGUUUUGGUGUCAAAUGUGCUAUUUGCAAUUUCUAAAAGUUAAUGUAGUCAGUAGCCAGUUACAUGGCUAUUCAACAUUAUGAUCUGAUUACUGAAAUAAAACCACAGUAACAUAUUUAGUAAUAAAAACACAGAAGUCCUUCAUGAUGUUGAAUGUUAGAGCAUUUGGUGAUCUUGAGCAUGACUCAGGCCCCGGCAUAGUCACUGGGUAGGUACCUGUGUGUGUGUGUGUGUGUGUGUGUGUGUGUGUGUGUGUGUGUGUGUGUGUGUGUGUGUGUGUG